UAUUUUUAUCGUAUCACUAAAGUAUAAGUACAUGUAACUAAAUCCAGUAUUAGUAAAAUCAGUUAUCAGUUGAGUGGAGUGGCCGAGUGGCCGAGUGGCCAAGUGGCCUUGUGGUGUUUCCAGGUCUUUCCUGGUGGUGGAUGCUCGGAUCAGCACGGAUCAGCAGCACCGAUGCAUCGAUGCAACCGUUACCGCGCGCGUAUAGUAUGAAAACCAUCAAAGAGCUCUGAAUACAUUCCAAGAGAGUACUUUCGAGUAUCUCUCGUAAAAGGUACGAUAUCUGUAAUGAAAUGGAGAAAUAGCAGUGUCCAGUUUUUCGUAGAUAAAAAUUAAUAAGCCAUCCACGUUCGUUUUACCAUUGACAGCUGAUAUGGUAUGAUCAUGGCGGAAUCCACGAACAAGUCGAACAAUGACAAAGUUAAGUGCAAAAUUUUAAUCGUCGGCGCAGGAAUGGCCGGAUUAUCAGCUGCAAAUCAUUUAUUGAAGAACCACGAAACUGAUUUUUUGAUUGUCGAGGCACGAGGUCGGAUAGGUGGUCGUAUCGUCUCGCUAAAAAUCGGCAACGAAAAAGUUGAGUUAGGGGCAAAUUGGAUCCACGGAGUCCUAGGAAAUCCAAUGUUUGAAUUAGCAAUGGCAAAUGGAUUGAUAGAUAUCGUACGCAUACCGAGGCCUCAUAAAGUUGUAGCAGCUACGGAAGACGGCAAGCAACUACCGUUUCCAGUUUUGCAAGAAAUCUACGAAGCUUACGUGUGUUUUCUAAGGCGGUGCGAAGAAUAUUUUUUAAGCCCUUAUAGUCCCCCGGAUGGGAUAAACAGCGUCGGCGCUCACGUCGCGUUAGAGGCUGAGAUUUACUUAUCGUCUCUGCCAAAAGAGGACAGAAGAAUUAGGCAAUUGUUGUUCGACUGUUUACUUAAAAGAGAAACUUGUAUUACUGGCUGUGAUAGUAUGGAGGAUGUUGAUCUUUUGGAAAUGGGUUCGUACGCGGAACUACAAGGUGGAAAUAUCAGUCUUCCGGAUGGUUACAGUGCUAUAUUGGAACCAGUCGCAAAACACAUACCAAAAGACAGCAUUCUUACUAGACACGUUGUUACUAAAAUUAGGUGGCAAAGAAAAAAGUGCGCGGAAGACGAGAAUUCUACGAAUAAUUGUCCUAAUAAAAACACUUUUAUAGAAAUAGAAUGCGAAAACGGGAAAACAAUAUUAGCCGAACAUGUGAUUUGUACAUUGCCAUUAGGAGUUCUUAAGGAAAAAGCUAACGAUAUAUUCGAUCCACCUCUACCUACUUAUAAACUCGAUGCCAUAGACAGACUUUUGUUCGGUACCGUGGACAAAAUAUUUUUAGAGUACGAAAGACCGUUUCUGAAUCCUGGAAUAUCGGAAGUGAUGCUUCUCUGGGACGAUAGAGGAUUAACGGAAGAAGAAAAGCAAGACGUUAGCAAAACAUGGUUCAGGAAGAUAUAUUCUUUUACUAAAGUUUCGGAAACGCUACUGUUAGGAUGGAUAUCGGGAAAGGCUGCCGAGUAUAUGGAGCGUUUAAGUUCAGCGGAGGUAGCCGAUGUAUGCACAUCGAUAUUACGAAAAUUUCUCAACGAUCCAUUCGUACCAGCGCCAAACAAUUGCAUACACACCUCGUGGCAUAUGCAACCGUACACGCACGGUUCUUAUACCGCUAUGGCAGUAGGCGCGAGUCAAUUAGACAUAAAUUGUUUAGCCGAACCUAUAAAGCAGGAAGACGAUCCAUCGAAAAUAGUGAUAGCAUUCGCUGGCGAGCAUACCCAUACUUCCUUUUAUAGUACAGUACACGGAGCGUAUUUGACUGGACGAACCGCUGCCCAAACGCUUCUGGAAUCGAGAAAGAACGAGAAGAAUUCGAUAAGCCUCAGCUGUGAAGACACUAGCGACCUAAGUUCGUGGAUACAAGGAAUUUCUCUGAAUUAAAAAGCAUUCAGAGUUGAAUAAUAAAUUAAACACGGAUCGAGAAAUUAUUCUGUAUGUCGACGUUUUCACACUUAUCGAGCACAAUUUAUUACCGCGGUACGAACCUAUCGUUCGAUAUUUUACACACUGUCGGGGCGAUGAGAAACGUGAUUUAUAGGUGUUUAGUAUUAACGCGAAAUUCGUAAACUGGAUUUUUUUUGUAAAUAGUAUAGAGAAUUGUUUAUAUUGUGUACAUAACGAUGCCUGUCUAAAAUCUCGAGAUUUCAUAAACGUGCAUUUUGUCGAUUUUACGCACAGUCUUGGCUUUGUUCGACGAUCGAGAAAGGAACCACGAUUGGAAAUCGUGUUGCAAGACGAUGCUUCAUUUUAUGGGAUCACCUAACACUGUAGUACAGAAGUUUUAUAUACGUAUAUAAAACUUUUAUUCAACACCGACGAAAGUGCUUUUUAUCGUAGAUAAAUCAUUUCGAACGUCCACGUUUGUUAAUUAUUACUAGGGCCGCCACCUUUUUAAAGUAUCUAUAAUAUGUACACAGAAACGAUAUUUUAUUUAUUUCGUGAAAUUCUUGCUAUAAUUGG
Hylaeus anthracinus is the source of this 2517-nucleotide messenger RNA. Its product is annotated as peroxisomal N(1)-acetyl-spermine/spermidine oxidase. Gene Ontology annotation, molecular function: polyamine oxidase activity. Lineage: Eukaryota; Metazoa; Arthropoda; Insecta; Hymenoptera; Colletidae. The transcript is spliced from 4 exons. The record is from RefSeq and is a predicted model, not a curated record. The coding region runs from base 376 to 1938 and encodes 520 amino acids.